GCAGCAACAACAAAGCCCGCGAAUUUAUUUCGUCAAGAUGGCGCCAAAGAAAGGAACCACAACGAAGUCAGACGUGAUACAAGAUGGCUGGAAAUGGGUUCAUGGUUUGGAAAAGCCAGUUACGCUGGAUUCAAUUCUUCCGAACAACAUUCGCAAAUGUUAUCAAGUUGAUGCGCAAAAAUGUGAGAAAGGAUGUUGCAGAGUAAACUGCAAAAAGAACCCAAGUUGUCAUAAUUGUCUUGGAGAACGGUUUUGGAAUGGAGAAAUCAAAGACAGUUUUUGGGUUGAUAUUGAAGAUCCCAACAAGCAAAGAAAAGAAAUUGGAAGCCAUGUUGGGCUUAAAAAUCUAGGGGCUACAUGCUAUGUCAAUACCUUUCUGCAGCUGUGGUUCCAUAAUCCUGACUUCAGGUCGGCAAUUUUCAAAUGGAUUCCAUCAGAGGGUUAUCAGUUUCCUUCUCAAGAUAAUGGAGCCACUGAAAUAAAGACAGAAGAAAGGGCUGAAAAAAACAACUUCCCGGUUUUAAAAACUCUACCAGCUCCAACAUUUGGUUCUUCAAAAGCAGACAAUAUUUGCGGCAAUUUGCAGCUCCUUUUUGCUCUUCUAAAACAUAGCGAGAAAAGUUUUGUAGAUCCAACCCCGUUUGUGUACUCGCUGGGGCUGCAGACAGAUGAACAACAGGAUGCGCAAGAGUUUUCUAAACUUUUUAUGUCAUUGUUGGAAGACACCUUAGCCAACCAGCAGAGUAACAUUCGAUGGCUCGUGCAGGACCAGUAUGGUGGAAAAUAUGCCUAUGAGACAAGGUGUACACAUUGCGGAAAAGUAUCAAAAACAGGGUCGAAUUUCUACGAGCUUGACUUAAACAUCCAAGGACAUUCAAUGUUGAAAGAAUGUAUCAAGGAAUUUUUAAAGGAGGAAAGGCUGGAUGGUGACAACAUGUACUACUGUACCAAUUGUCAAGUGAAGCGAGAUGCUGAGAGGAAAAUUGUCCUCCAGGAACUACCCCCGGUUCUGAAUUUACAGCUUCUAAGGUUUAUUUUUGACAGGAACACCGGCUCGAAGUUGAAAUGCAACUCUAGCAUAAAAUUUCCGGACCAACUUGAUAUGAACGAGUUUAUCAAGUUUCCUGAUGAGUCCAAAGGAAUUUACGAAUUGACAGCUGUUCUCCUGCACUGCGGCCUCAGUGCCUCAUCAGGCCAUUAUGUGGCUCACAUCCUGGACAAAAAAGAUGAUGCCUGGUACCGUUUUAAUGACGAAGUGGUGCAGAAAAUGACAGGUCGAAAGCUACAGCUUGGUGUGGAAGAAGACCCAGAAGAUAAUGGAAAGCUGUCAAAGAAAGGAAAGAUACCAAAAGGAUAUCACUCGUCAAAGAAUGCCUAUAUGUUAGUAUACUCAAGAAAAGGAGAAGAAACCAUCUCAUCUACUGAGGACCAGCAACUUCCCAUUGAAAUCCAGCAGUUUGUGGCAUCAAAUAACAGUUUCUUUGAAGCCUGGAUAAAAGAAGUAGAAGAUAUGAGGGAUGAAAGGGUGCGAAAUGGUCGACAGCAACAAGCAGAUGUAUUAGAUAUAUAUAACAACAUGCAGCCAUCGUCAGUAGAGACAAGUGAGUGGGUAUCGACGGAUUGGCUUCGGAGGUGGUUGAACGAGAAACAACCCAAUACUACACCGAUUGAUAACACGCAUCUAGUCUGCAAGCAUGGAAGGUUCGAUCCGUGCAAAGUACAUCUUUCAAAAAAGAUCUCCAAAUACUCGGCAGAGAAACUGUUUGAGAAAUACGGAGGCCUUCACAGGUUACAAAGCGAUGCGCUUUGUGUGAAGUGCGUUUUCAAUCGAGCAAAGCGAAUUCAGUUUGAAGCUCGAAUUGACAGGGAUAGCAAGAUAAUUGGGAAUGCAAUCAAAUCAACUUGCAGUGGUGUAAAUAGCUUUUGGAUUGGACGGUCGUCUUUGAAGCAGUGGAAACGACUGGCCUUGGAAACUGCGAGAUUUGAUGAUGCUGAUGACGUAAGCGAUGUCACUGAAGAACUUUACGCGAAUCAAAACAGCAAGUCAGAGCAAGAUAACCUCGAUAAUGCGAAGGAAACGUCUCGUACAAAGGAGAAUGGUUUGACAAAAGAGAUCUCUUCUGAGAAGAAUAGCACACCAUCGCGUGAGCAACAGCUUUCUCUGAAACGAAAACUCGAGGAAGAACGCGAAGACAGGGGUGGAAAAUUAGCGAAAUUAGAAGACCAAUUCAAUGAUUUGAACGGACUGAAAGAAACAAGUUCUGCGGAAGUUAUUGAUUGUGGCAAUGAUGUCAGUAUUCAAAUCACUGAGCAAGAAAGUGAUUUUAACUCGGAAAUCCAAUGCACAGAGCAUGGCAAGUAUCGAAUUUUUAGCGCCGUACAGGUUAUACAGCACCGUGCAGGUUAUACAGCGAUGUUUUCGAAAAAUUUUGCUUCCCCACCAACUAGAUUUGAUUAUUUCAUUCAAUUGCUGCGUUUCUUACCAGCUAUUUCUCGUCCAGGUAAUCUUUGCAUCGAUGAAAACAAAAGGCGGUUGAUUUCUGCUGAGGCAUGGAGUUGCCUUAAAUUUUACUUCAAGGAUUGCACUGAGUUUUCUGUCCGAGCUGACCCUUGUCCGUUGUGCCAGGUUUGCAGUGUAAAGAAAAAGGAACGUAAGGAGGUGGCAAGAGUUCUUGCGAAUGAAAUGAAAAAUGCAUUAAUAGAUCUUUAUCAGAACACUUCAAGGCCAGUGCUGUCGACACAGAUUCCAUUUGAAGUUUUUGUUGUUAGCAGAGGUGCUGUUGACGAGUGGAAACAUUUUCUCAGAUUUGCAAAAGUUCCAGCUUACAACCAAGUAGAAAAUAUUGAUUUGUUCUGUGAACACCAGAAAUUGCUGUACAGUGCAGAAGAUAUCAUGAGCCAGUCAUCAGAUGAAGAAUAUGUGCUUCUGUCUUCAAAUGAGUGGAAAAUACUCUCGACAUAUGCGAAUUUUGAUUUUGAAAUUAAGCUGACUCACAGGGUGGCUGAGGCAGGUCGGAUCUUGGAACUUUCUCAAGAAUGCUGCGAAAAGUGCCGCUCUCAAAGAAUUUCGGAAGAGCAAGAGCUUAAUUUGCAGUAUUUCAGUGCACCAAUUUACGUGCGAAAGGUCUUCCAGCUUGAUCAAAUGCAAGUCAUGAUAGAUGAAGAGAACAUUCCUGAUUUAAACGAACCUUUAAUCAACAUUGAGGAGGAUGUUCCCGACAAGAAAACAGCCAAAAAAUUUAAAAGGAGGCCAUCUGAGGGAACACGAAAGAGCUCUAGGUAUCGACUGCAGCGAGGCGAGUACAUGUUCAAAGUAGAUUCUAGCCAAACACUCAAGGAGGUUAAAGUUCAGCUGAUCCCUGUGUUCUCAGUCCUACCAUGUGACCAGCACUUAAGCUUGCUCAACGGUACUCAAUUAGACGACGACUCGAAGUCGCUCUGUGACCUUGGUAUUCUUCCUGGAUCCGUCUUGCUCCUCCGGGUUGAUGAACCAAGUCAAGAGGUUCCAGUUCUCGAAGAAACUAACUCAAACAAUCAACGGAAACUCGAGGAGGGUUUCAAAGGGACUGGCCUAUAUGGAAGCUUUCAGCAAAUUUAGACUGUAUCCAUGGCAGGCAAGAGGCCAAACAUGGAACUAGUUGGACUUCAAGCUUUUGAAGGCGAUCCUCGUAAAGUAUUCUGGAGAAAAUAUGAAGUAUUAUUUAGUGCUAUGGUAUUGAUCAAAACUAUAACUGCAGGGCUUAAUGCCUGCGAUUACGGUCUUUUGGUGAUCAGGAAUUCGACAGAGGCUGACUAUUCAUCAUAUCUGUAUAGAUGUUACCUUAUUAUAGUUCUGUAUUUCUAUGAAAUAUAUUGUCCAUCCAGCAA
Molecule: messenger RNA, 3867 nt
Organism: Rhopilema esculentum
Lineage: Eukaryota; Metazoa; Cnidaria; Scyphozoa; Rhizostomeae; Rhizostomatidae
Source: RefSeq, a predicted model, not a curated record